This is a messenger RNA of [Torrubiella] hemipterigena, 1286 nucleotides long. NCBI's taxonomy places the organism in Eukaryota, Fungi, Ascomycota, Sordariomycetes, Hypocreales, Clavicipitaceae. The record is from the annotation of a GenBank genome assembly.
GCGACACCGCGACUUUGCUUCCAUCAUCGUCGUGUGUAAUAAAAACUAUGGAUGAAAAGGGUCCGACGAAGGGCUGUGAUGUGCCUUAUCAACCGCCUGACGCAACAACAGCAUCGGCGGCGACAGUAGGCCCGGAGGAGCGCGUGCUCAUUUUGCCGAUUCAGCGGACGAUACAAUUUUGCAUCGUACUGGGCCUGUUUCGCUAUGAUAUUGUUCAGCCCAUGAUCUUUCCAUUUCUCAGCCUGGCAACGCUCUUAUACGUCAAAGCUGUCGCCACAACCAACGGCUACGUGAUCAGCGGUGACAGUCUACCAGCACAUCAGUGCCGAGCCCGCCGAGCGUUCUUUGACGGAUGCAUCAAUGGACAUAUCCCCUAUGUAGCUUGGCUACUUUCCAUGCAACUGAUCGCGCUUACUCACGGCACUGGCGGCGAACACAGAUUUACCAUUACCUGUAUUACCGUUAGCAUGGCCAUCACGGGCUACAUGCUUUUCCUUCGUUCUGGUUUGCAGGAGUGGUUGUACCUCGUUGGCGGCCCAUGGCGAAAGGCUAUGCAGCUCAUGGGAGUGUUUGUCAAGCUGACAAGAGAGGAGAUAUCGUUACUUGUCGAUUUUGUUGCCACGGGACAAGCAGCAGGAGACCAGCCAGAUGUUGAACUGGGAACAGUGGCACAGAAGCCAGAGAGGUAUACCAUAUUCGUCCCAUCCAUUGCGACCUUUGUCUUUUUCUAUUUGAUUGCUAUUCUGGCAGCAGUCGAAAACGAUAUCCCACUUGCCUUUACACGAAUUGGUGGGGUGGCAUACGUCUUUUACAUACUUCGAAGCAACGGCUAUUAUACGAGUGAAUCAGGCAUCUCGGAGACGGAGUACACGUUUCGCAAGGCUUGUGAGAUUGGUGCCUAUUUGGGUGCCCUGGGAAAUCUAGUGUGGCGGCUCUUCCUGAUGUACUUGGUGGAUUGGGACUCUUCGUAUAGGCCGGGCUUCUGGGCCACAGCUCCAGUCCAGGUCAUAAUGUCUGUUGGCUUUGCCGCGAUGGUGAUGCUGUGUCGCAGUGGACGUGAGGCAUUGAGUGCCGCUAUCACAACCGCUCGGCAAAAGUCAACUGAUUUCUGGGUAUUCAUGGGCAGAGUGAAACGGAGAGAAGCGUCGAUUGCAUUUGAUCUUAAGCGGAAGAACUCUUGGAACUGUUAGUUGUACAUAUUUUGUCGUAUAAUGAAAUAUAGAGCGUAUCAUAGUGUAGCUUUCCAAACGCGAGACAAUAAAAACGCCUUUCCAAUGAAGUGCCAC